Molecule: messenger RNA, 2024 nt
Organism: Daucus carota subsp. sativus
Lineage: Eukaryota; Viridiplantae; Streptophyta; Magnoliopsida; Apiales; Apiaceae
Product: organic cation/carnitine transporter 7
Exons: 6
Coding region: 217-1707 (496 amino acids)
Biological process (GO): transmembrane transport
Cellular component (GO): membrane
Molecular function (GO): transmembrane transporter activity
Source: RefSeq, a predicted model, not a curated record
GACCAAAAUACAAGCAAACAAAAUAAAAGCCAAGAAAAUGAUCUCAUUUCGUAAAAAUAGUAAAUUUCUUCUUCUUUCAGGCUUCUUCAUUCAAACAAGAUCAAAUCUUUUCAAAUUUAUUCAGCUUCUUUUACAAUGCAAACAUGAUGCUCAAGAUCCAGCUUGCUCAACUUUGAUUCCAGCACCCUUUUUAUUUCUCUGGAAUAUUCCUACCAGAUGGGCGAACAGGGCCAGACAUACACUUUGGAUGAGGCACUUGAGACUGUUGGUUUUGGAAAAUUCCAAAUAUUUGUUCUUGGUUAUGCUGGGAUGGGCUUGAUUGCAGAAGCCAUGGAAAUGAUGCUGCUCUCUUUUGUGGGUCCAGCAGUUCAGUCUGCUUGGGGUCUUUCUCCUCGCAAGGAGAGUUACAUAACCAGUGUGGUCUUCGCUGGCAUGCUUGUUGGAGCUUACACAUGGGGUAUUGUUUCAGAUAAGCACGGAAGAAGGAAAGGGUUCCUCAUUACGGCAAUGGUUACUGCUGGAGCGGGUUUCCUAAGUGCUUUUGCUCCAAACUAUAUUUGCCUGAUCAGUCUCCGUUGUCUGGUUGGUCUUGGUUUGGGAGGUGGUCCUGUACUAUCAUCUUGGUUUUUAGAGUUUAUCCCUUCUUCAACUAGAGGCACUUGGAUGGUUGUAUUUUCAACAUUCUGGACAUUGGGUACAAUUCUUGAGGCAUCACUUGCAUGGUUUGUAAUGCCAUCUUUAGGGUGGAGAUGGCUUCUUGCACUGUCUUCUCUUCCUACAUCAUUGCUUCUUGUGUUUUAUGUACUGACUCCAGAAUCACCAAGAUAUUUAUGCUUACAAGGAAGAAGAGACGAAGCACUUGUUAUUUUGAAGAAAAUAGCCAAACUUAACCAGACAAAGCUUCCUCCGGGUAUACUUGUUUUGGACCAACAAAUCGAGCUACAAGAAACCUCUUCUGAAGCAGAAGACAAGCACCUGCUCACACCAAAAACUAUGGAAAGUGCAUCGAACGAUGAAAGCAGUAAAAUGGAAAAAAAAACUGAAUCAUCUGUACUUACUCUCCUUUCACCUGAGUUACUUAGGUCGACCUUGCUCUUAUGGGUUGUCUUUUUUGGUAAUGCAUUCUCGUAUUAUGGACUAGUCUUGCUGACAACAGAGUUACAUAGUGAACAUAGCACUUGUAAACAAACUCAGUUAAAAUCAAAUGAUUCGCAGGAUGUUAACUACAGAGAUGUAUUUAUCACUAGUUUUGCAGAGUUCCCGGGCCUUCUUGUAGCAGCAGCUACAGUCGACAGAAUGGGUCGUAAGUUCUCAAUGUCGGCAAUGUUCUUUCUCUGUUGCACCUUUCUGCUACCAUUGGUAUUCAAUCAACCGCAAGGCAUUACAACAGGUCUUCUCUUUGGAGCUCGUAUAUGCAUCACGGCAACCUUUACAGUGGUCUAUAUAUAUGCUCCAGAGAUAUAUCCUACGGCAGUUAGAACAACAGGGGUUGGUGUGGCUAGCUCGGUAGGAAGAAUUGGAGGAAUGUUGUGCCCUCUUGUGGCGGUAGGAUUGAUACAUGGCUGUCAUCAAACUUCAGCCAUACUUCUAUUUGAAGCUGUUAUAUUUCUUUCCGGGGUAUGUGUGUUGCUUUUCCCAUUUGAAACCAGUGGACGUGAAUUGACAGAUUGUGUUCCUCCAGAAAAAGGGAGCACACAGCCAACGUAAUGCCAACUUCUGUAGUUUCAUACAGAUAAUCAGUAGUCUUUUGUACACAUUCUUCCCAUAUUUUGAAUUGGAAGGAACCAUACACACCACACCUACACAUUUACACCUUAGCGUCUUUUUGGUAUAAUACAUCAAUUCCUUAGUUUGUACCAAGUAUAGUUGUAGCAGAAAUUUCUUUUUAACGCCCAUUAGUUGAUUUUACGAUAGGCAUUCUACAUCACAAUCUAUAGCUUCAUACUUAUUCGAGUUUUUGCUUUUGUAUGAAUAGCAAUAUCUGCUUCUUUUAAUAAGUCUUCUCGUGUGUUGGCUUCUAUGAA